Erigeron canadensis is the source of this 1266-nucleotide messenger RNA. RefSeq lists its product as uncharacterized. Gene Ontology annotation, molecular function: protein binding. NCBI's taxonomy places the organism in Eukaryota, Viridiplantae, Streptophyta, Magnoliopsida, Asterales, Asteraceae. The record is from RefSeq and is a predicted model, not a curated record. Bases 1 to 1047 code for a protein of 348 amino acids. Gene Ontology annotation, biological process: regulation of flower development. The transcript is spliced from 4 exons. Gene Ontology annotation, cellular component: nucleus.
AUGACUUCGGAGAUCUAUGAGCUUGAAGGGUCUUUCUUUAGUGAUCCUUUCUCACCAUUCAAUGAUUCUUCAUCAACCAUUGACAUCCUUCAAGUUUUCCAAGAACACAACAACUACAAUUAUACCCCUUUUCUAUCAUCUACAUCUUCGCCACCUUUGACCACCCAAGAAAACUUUGACACUACCCCAUUUGAUGAACUUGACCAAAUUACCUCCUCCCUACAACACUCUACCUCAUCCCCACCAAGCAACCAACUUGAAAACCUAUCCCUUAACCAAAUGGGCAUUUCUGUAACUUCAUCAAAUGAUGAUGAAACUCUUGAUUUUAGCUCUUUGGAUGUGAAAAUAGAAGAAGGUCAACAACGACUACCUUUAUAUGAUCAUAAUAAUUACUAUGGUGGGCCUCAUAAUAAUGCAUUAAAGAUGAUGCAAAGGAGCUAUAGCAGCAAUUCUUUCCAACAAGCAGAGAAACCAAAUAUUAAUGGUAUUGAGCUUUAUCAACCAAAAUUUGAUGGCUUGAUUGAAUCAUUCCCAAAUGAAGUCCUUACCUCACAUGAUCAUAGCUUCUCCUCUACACAUAUGAGAAGGGCUUCUAGCACUGGUGAUUUACAAAGUCCAAAUGUGAGCCAAACAAGCCAAAGGUUGUCAACUAGCCCAUUAGCAACCAAAAGUACUUCAUUCAUGGAGGAAGCAAAUUUCAAAGUGGGACGUUACAAUGCAGAGGAAAGAAAAGACAAGAUUUCGAGGUAUAGAGCAAAGAGAACACAAAGAAAUUUCAACAAGACAAUUAAGUAUGCAUGUCGAAAAACCCUUGCUGACAAUCGUCCAAGAAUAAGAGGUAGAUUUGCACGCAAUGAUGAGCCUGGAGAUCAGCUUCCCAAGACCACACCUUAUAACCCUUAUAGUAGAGACGAAGAUGAACUUUGGAUGGAACAGGGUUUAUAUGAAGAAGGUGAUCAUCAAGGACGGGGACAAUUCUUCAGUACUACUUACGACCCAUCAAUAAUAGCAGGCCAAUUUCAUCACUUCAGCUUUAUUCAGAACUGAUUCGAUUCAAUUGAUCACUACUAUUGUUUCACGAAUUCUUAGGAUGGUUAUAUUUAACUUUUUCGAGAAGUAGCUCCAUAUAUAUAGGAUCCCAAAAAUGUAUACUUAGAUUAUUGUUACCCAUCUCAAUUAAUAACCAAAAAAAAGAAAGAAAAGAAUUUAGAGAUUAAAACGUUCUUAACGAACGGAAUUAAUAAAGCUUAUCCAAUUGGUUAUUGU